UAAGGUGUGGUCUUGAGUUGGCAAAACGGGACUCUUCCGUGUUUGCGAAUCAGUCUCGGCGCUCGGUGACGGCGAAGGUGAGCGCACGGGAGUGCGACGGUGAAGUAAAUUUUCCUUCCCUCUUCAUAUAAAAUCUAUUUUUUAAAUCUACAACUUCCUAAGACCUACGCUGGAUAGAAAAUGAGUUAUUACGGGUCCCACUCUAAACUCCCAACGAUGAGUAGGAGAACCAAUUCCCGUCCCGACCUGUCCAGCGCUAGUUUCUACAGCAGGACCGAGGGGCACGCAGGCGGUAAUGGAUACUACCCGGAAAUGAUGGACGGAUCCAGCGUCUUUUAUCACAGCAAAACUAUAGGGGGAUAUGGCGCGGGACAUGGAGGGGGGCAUGGAGGGGGGCACGGAGGGGGGCACGGAGGAGGACAAGGAAGUGUGCAGGCCCUUCAUCAGAAAGCACAAAUCCUGCUGACUCAAUUUAAGGAAUAUCUGGCCAAAGCCGAAAUGAGUAUGCAGUCUGGUGGAGAACGAGGCUCAGUGGAAACUGAGAAGUAUCUUGACAUGUCCGGCAUGGUCCUGGAUCAGCUGAACGGCUGCUGUUUGGACCUGCAACAGAUGGGUCAAUCCAAUGAGGGCAUCAUGAGGAGUAUGGAGCAGGGUCGGGAGCAGCUGAAGAUGAUGGUCUACAGUAAGAGCAGCCAGGGUCCCGGGGUACGGAAGAACCGGGGCGGCUCCAUUGGGCACGAUGGAGGAGGGAAGAACUUCCAGGAGGCCAUAGCCUGGAUCGCCCAGCAGAAACGCCUGAUAGAGACCUCUCCCUGGGGCGAUGACCAGGACACCAUCGCGCAGCAGAUGACGAAGCACAACAAGUUCCACAGCUCCAUCCAGAGGAGCCCGGAGGUGGAGCGUGCCCGGACUGAGCUGGAGCAGAAAGGAGAGAGAUCGUACAGGCAUGCCCUGGACCAGGAGUGGGACAGUCUCCAGAAAAUGUCCUGCAGCAGGUCCAUCCAGCUUCAAGAUCUGUCAAAGAUCAUCGAGGAUAUCUCCAGGGAGAUCAUAUGGGUGAACGAACGUGAGGAAGAGGAGCUGGUGUUUGACUGGGGUGACAAAAACAUUGACACCUACAUCCCCAAGAAGCAGGAGAGCUACUCGAGGCUGAUGCGUGACCUGGAAGAGAAAGAAAAGGAUCUCAAUAAACUCAAUCAGAAAGUGGAAAACCUUCUGAAGAAUAAUCACCCUGCUGCUGAUAAGAUUGAGGCCUACAAGGACACUCUGCAGACCCAGUGGAGCUGGCUGCUUCAGAUCACCAAGUGCAUCGACACACACCUGAAGGAGAACGCUGCGUACAGCCAGUUCUUCAAGGAGGCCAACGAAACGUACGUCAAGCUGCAGAAGGAACACGAAAGCAUCCGCAAGAAGUAUAACUGUGACAAAGGCACCCCACUGGAGAAGCUUCAGGACCUCCUCAAGAACUUGGAGAGAGAGAAGGAGAUGAUCAUGGAUAACAAGCGGCAGGUGCAGCACCUGGUCAACAAGUCCAAGAGCAUCGUGAGACUGAAGCCCCGCAACCCACACGAGAAGAGCAGCAGUCCUGUGAUCGUCAAGGCGCUGUGUGACUUCAAACAGGACCAGAAGCAGAUCCUGAAGGGUAAUGAGGCCAUCCUGAAAGAUAACUCCCAGCGCAGCAAGUGGCAGGUGACGGGGCCCGGGGGUUUGGACAUGCUCAUCCCCUCCGUCUGCCUGCUGGUGCCCCCUCCCAACCCCCUCAGCAUCAGCCUGGCCAACAAGAAUGAGCAGUACUUUGAGGCCAUCAUGGGGAUCUGGAACCAGCUGUUCAUCAACAUCAAGAGCCUGAUAUCCUGGCGCUUCUGCAUGAGAGACAUCGAGCACAUCAAGUCACUCACCAUUACCACGCUGGCCAACAUGCGACCAGAGGAGUACCGCAAAAUCAUCAAGAGCCUGGAGACGCGCUACCAGGAGUUCCUGCGCAGCUGUGUGGGCUCGGAGAUGUUCGCCGAGGACGACAGGAUGCAGAUGGAGGGCCAGUACUCCGGCGCGCAGGACCACUACGAGAGGCUGGUGGUGCAGCUGCCCACUUACGUUGCCACGCAGAAAAUGCAGAUGGAGCCCGUCCCGAGACCCAUUCAGCUAGUCCAAGUCCAGCCCCCUGUGAGGGACAUGGGCUCCCAGGGCUCAGUCCAAAUCACCAGCAAGACCACCAGCAGUUUGUCCAUGACCCCCCCCCAAAUGCGCAAGAGCCCCUCCCAAAGCUCCAAGAGCUCCCAAAGCUCCAAGAGCUCCACCGUCAUCUCCAAGAGCAUCUCCCACACCACCAAGGCCCAGCCCAAAAGCCCCACCCUGGUGCCUCCGAGCCCCACUCUGAGUCUGACCCUGCUGUCCGAGCUUCAUACCCUGCGGCAGAAGCUGGAGAUGGCCGAGUCAGGCCUGACCCGGCACAUCCACAUACCCCUGGGGGAGAACAGCGUCCACGAGUGCUCCCAGCGCAUCGUGCACCUGGAGGACAUAAACCAGGACUUGGACACGAUCCGUGACGAGUAUGUGAGGCUGAGGGAGAAGAUCCUGAUCCAGCUGGACGGGAUGAAGGACACGGACAAGGCCAAAUUCCUACGCUCUGAGCUCAACCUCAUCAACCAGAAGAUAGGGAGCCUGGAGGGCUACUCCUCCUCCUACAUAGAGAGGCUGAAGGCACUGCGGGCUCUACAGCAAAGCCUGCUCCAGGCGGAGGACAUUGUGAAAGUGCAUGAGGCCCGUCUGACCGAGAAGGAGACCUCCUCUCUGGAGGCGAGGGACUUGGAGGACUAUCGGGCCGUUCUGAAGAAAAUGAAGCAGGAUAUGGACCAGAAGAGGGACGUCCUAAAGAAGUUGGAGUUGGAGCUUGGGAAUGCUGAGCGCUGGAAUGAUCAGAUCAGCCAGUCCUUCCACAAGUGUGAUGUAGACCUGUCCAGAUACCGGGAGCAGGUCACCCAGAUGAGCGACCGAUGGCGUCGCAUCCUGUCCCAGAUCGACAGCAGGGUGUGGGACCUGGAGAAGCAGCAGCAGCAUCUGAAACAGUACCAGCAGAACAGCUCUCAGGUCAGCAACUGGAUCGACGACACCCAACAGAAGCAGGAAUCCCUGCUGUCCAACAAGUUCUCUGAUGUCAAAACCCUCAUGGGGCACCUUGACCAGCAGAAGACGCUCUACUCUGAAAUCAAAGGAAAGAAGGACAAAGUUGAAGAUGUUGUGAGGGACGCGAACACCUGUGCAUCCUCAAUCACGGACUACGAGCUGGAUCUGGCCUCAUACGGCGCAGGCCUGGAGACACUGCUCAACAUCCCCAUCAAGAGAACCAUGCUGCAGUCUCCAGCUACCGUUGUCAGGGAAGAGGCUAGUGACAUCCAGUCCAAGUACAUCGAGCUCCUCACCCGCUCGGGUGACUACUACAAGUUCCUGGGGGAUUUGCAGAAGAACAUGGAGGAGCUGAAGAUCAGAAACACCAGAAUUGAUCUUUUGGAAGAAGAGCUAAGACGCUUCAAAGAGGAAGCUCAGGAUCAGGGCCAGAAGAACCGGUCCCUGGAGGACAGCCUGGCUCGUUACCAGCUGGAGCUCUCCCAGUCCAAGGACCAACUCCUGUCCAUGGAGGAGGUCAAACGGACCCAGGCCUUACAGUGCAAUACUGCCAAAGAGAGCCUGGACAGCACCUACAGCCAGGUGAAGGACCUGGACGACAAGGUGACCCGCCUCACCUAUGCACUAGACGAGGAGAAGAGGAAGCGUCGGCUGGCAGAGGAGAGGUACACCAACCAGCAGGAGGAGUACGACAUCAUCGUCCGCAAGAGGCAGAGGGAGCUGGACGAUGUCAGCCGCUCCAAGCUGGAGAUCGAGAAGACCAUCAAGGAAAAGGAGCGGGAGAUCGAGAGGCUACGGAUGCAACUGGAGGACGAGGAGGCCCGUAGGAGAGCCUCUGAUUCCGAGCUCUCAAAGGUAAGGAACAAGUAUAGCCAGGAAAUAAGUAGCAUUAAGCAGUCGUACGAGACGGAGAUCCAUGUCACCAAGACGAGUAUCCAGAAGCUGGCCCAGAGGAAGGAUGAGGACUCGGCCGACCUGAGGAUGGAGUAUGAGAUACUAGUUGAGGAGAAAAAUGAGCUGGAGGAGGAUCUGAGGAAGCUCAGGCUGUCUCUCAGCCAAGCGGAGGAGAUGAGGAAGAAGGCAGAGGAGGAGCUGCGCCAGCGGAGGACCUUGGGGACGGAGGAGGGGAGGAAAAGGAGGGAGCUGGAGAUCCAGCUUGAGACCUUGGUCAGGGAGAGGGAGGAGCAUGAGCUGUGGCAGAAGGAGACACUAGCGGGUGCCUCCAAAGCAUCAAAGGAUAAGGAUCAGGAGAUUACCCAGCUGUUGCAGGAGGUGGAGGACGAGAAGCGGAAAAGGAGGGCCUUGGAGGCAGAGAACGGCGGCCUGCGGAAGGCCCAGACAGAACUACAGUCCAAGCAUACCUCCACCUUGCAAAUUGUCAGCAGAGUGAAGACAUCAGAGGAGGAGGUUGGUACGGUCAAGGCAGAGCUGGAGAGACAGAAGGCCGAUAAGGCCAAGGGUGAGCAGCACAUUUCCAGGCUGGAGAUACAGAUAAAGGACCUGCAGCGGAAAUCUGGGGAGCUGGAGGCUGAGGCCCAGCGGCAGAGGGAGGCGGCCCAGAGAGAGGCGGCCCAAAGGAAGAAGGUGGAGGUUGAUCUGGAGAAGACCAACCUAACCUGCAAGGGACACAUCAGCACCAUCACUCUUCUGACAAAGGAGAAGGAUGAGUCAUCCAGCUCCGGUCAGAAGGCCAAGCAAGAGCUGCGGAGCCUCCAGGAGAGCCUGGACAAGGCCCUGAGAGACUACAGAGAUGCUGCAGAGAAGCUAGACAGGCUGACUGCCGAGCUGAAGGCCCUGCGACAGCAGCUCACCCAGGAGCAGGCGCGGGUCAGAGAGGUCAAUAUCCGCAAUGAGACACUUUACAAGACCAUUGAGGAGAAGAGCAAGAUACUCAAUGACCACAGCAGCGAGAUCCAGAGGCUCCAGGGCAUGACUGAGUCCCUGACUAAGGAGCGACUUAGGCUGGAGGAGGAGCUGAGGGCCCUCAGGCAGGAGAGAGAUGAGCUAAAGGAGGGGAAGGAGAAUAAUGACACCCAGAACUCCACCUACAUAUCCUCCCUUGAGGUGCAGCUACAGACCAGCAGCAAGAAAGGACAGGAGCUCCAGGACCUCAUUGAUGACCUGACCAAGCAAAGGGACAGGUUGAAAGCGGAAAUUGAAACAAUCCAAAAGCAAGCGGCUGAGACAUCGGGCCUUAUGCAGGACUCCCAGACACGCUACAAGGAGCUCCUGCAGGAGAAGGAAACCCUCCUCAUCAGGAUCAAGAAGGUGGAGCAGGAGAAGGGGCGGGCCCAGAAGAAUGAGGAUGAGCUGUCCCGCAUCCGGUUGUCCCUGGAGACGGAGAUGCGACAGAAGCAGCAUCUGCAGGAUGAGCUGGAUCAGCUCCGGAAGGACUUCGAGUAUUGGAAGAGCCAAUAUGAGCUGAAGGACGGGCUCCUCCGCAAGUGUGACACUGACAAGGGCAAGGCGGAGCGGGAGCUCACAUCCCUUAGGAGUGAGAUUGAGAGGCUACAGGCUGAGCUGAAAGCCUUGGAGGACCGCUACAAGGGCCGGCUGCAGAGCUCUGAACAGGAAGUGACUGAGCUGACCCGGAUCAGAGAUGAGCUAGAGAGGGAGCUUGCGUUGCUCCGGAAGCGCCUGGAAGAAUUAGAAAAGAGAACAGUGGUUGACCGUUCUGUCAUCACUACAGAAAAGGUCAUCACUACCAGCACCGCCCCUCCCGUGUCAUCAGUGAAAGAGCUGACAGUGCACGGAAUCCGUGGAAAGGUCUCCAUUGAGGAACUGGUACAGUCUGACCUCCUGAAUGCCUUAGACGUCAAGCAAAUUGGUGAGGGCCUGCUCACCCCCGAGGACAUUGAGAGCAAGCUAAAGACAUACCUACACGGGUCAGACUGCAUCGCAGGAAUCUUUCUUGAGAAGGAAAACAGGACCGUCCCCAUCUACCAGGCUAUGAAGGAGGGCCUUCUCCGCCCAGGCACCACCCUAGAGCUUUUGGAAGCACAAGCUGCCUCUGGUUUUAUGAUUGACCCCCUUAACAACCUGUUUCUGACUGUGGAGGAGGCAUGGAAGAGGAACCUGAUAGGUCGGGAGUUCAAGUCCAAGCUGCUGUCGGCUGAGAGGGCCGUCACAGGCUACAAUGACCCACGCACAGGCAAAAUCAUCUCCCUCUUCCAGGCCAUUGAGAAAGGCAUCAUAGAGAAAGGGCAUGGAAUCCGCCUGCUCGAGGCCCAAAUUGCAAGCGGUGGUAUCCUCGACCCCAAGGAGAACCACCGCAUUGAUGUGGACAUAGCCUAUCGCCGGGGAUAUUUUGACAAGGAGAUGAAUGACAUACUAGCCUAUGAAGGGGAUGACACCAAGGGCUUCUUUGACCCCAACACAGAGGAGAACCUCACUUACCUGCAGCUGAAGGAGAGGUGCAUCAAAGAUGAGAAGACUGGCCUGGUCCUGCUUCCCCUUUGGGACAAGAAGAAACAGAAAAAACAGGGAAACCCCACUCAGAAGAACACGCUGCGCAAACGCAGGGUGGUGAUUGUUGACCCAGACACACAGAAAGAGAUGACGGUGCGUGAGGCCUACCACCGGGAGCUCAUUGACUACGACACUUUCCUAGAGCUGUCGGAGCAAGAAUGCGAGUGGGAAGAGAUCACCAUCACGGCGGCCGAUGGUUCCACCCGCCUGGUGGUGGUGGAUCGGAAGACUGGGAAACAGUACGACAUCCAGGACUACCUGGACAAGGGCUUGCUUAGCCAGAGCACCAUUGAUCAGUACCGCUCUGGGGCACUCACCCUCACCGAGUUCGCCGACCAGAUCCUCAACAAGACUAACAUGGACUUGUCUAUAACUUCAACUUGUGCAGAGGAUGUUGCUACCUGCAGUAGCCCCACACAGAUUAGGCCCUCCUCCCCCACCGCCAGAAAACGCUUCUCGAGCAUCUCCAUAACCCUCUCUUCACCAUCAGAGAUCCUGGACGAUCAGAGCCCCAUUGCUGCUAUCUUUGACACGGAGACUGUAGAGAAGAUCACCAUCCCUGAGGCCCACCGUCGUGGGAUUGUGGACACCAUCACCGCCCAGCGUCUCCUGGAGGCCCAGGCCUGCACAGGGGGGAUCAUCAACCCAGGCAAUGCCCAGAGACUCUCGCUGCAGGAUGCUGUCCACCAGAGCAUCAUUGACGAAGACAUGGCCGCCAAGCUGAAGCCCGCCCAAAAGGCCUUCCUGGGCUUCGAGGAUGUGAAGACCAAAAGGAAGAUGUCAGCAGCUGAGGCCAUAAAGGAGAAGUGGCUGCCCUACGAGGCUGGUCAGAGGUUUUUGGAGUUCCAGUACCUUACUGGAGGUCUGAUUGAACCUGGGACUGGCCGGAAGUUAUCCAUUGAGGAGGCUAUCAAUAAAGGCUGGCUGGAUGGGAGGGCGGCACGGAAGUUGCAAGACACGCGCCUCUACCUCAAGAACCUGACCUGCCCAAAGACCAAGCUGAAGAUCUCCUACAAGGAGGCCAUGGACAACUGCAUGGUAGAGGAGGACAACGGGAUGAAGAUGAUCCAAGCCACCUCCAUCUCCUCCAAGGGGAUCAGUAGCCCAUACAAUGUGCGUUCCCACUCCGGAUCCCGCUCUGGCUCUCGAACCGGGUCCAGAACCGGCUCCCGCAGGGGCAGUGUGGACCUUACAACCUCCACCUCCUCCGCCUUCAGCUUCUCCUCCACCAGCUAUAGCACUAGCUCCACCUCUUAAUCGCCUCAAAGAGGGGUUUUUGGCGAUGACCCAUGCCAGGGGUGUUUUGUCUUUGUUUUCACAGUGAGAAACCGGUGCACUGAAACCAGGGAUAUUAAGUGGGUGAGGGGUGUUUGGGACAUUCAUGAUCAUACAAUAUUUAGGCAAGCUUAGGUGUAGACUGGUAUCAUUUAGUGGUAAGCAUAAAAAUGCUUACUUUGAUUUAACACAACUUAUACCCAGCUUCUGAUGUUAAUGCAUUUAAUGUGUUGAUGUAUUUUUUUACUUGGGGUGAUGAGGAAUAUGGAGAUAUGAUUGAAAUGUUUGCAGUUUGAAUGUGUUUUCAGCUUUUUAUAUAAAAAUAAAAUAAAAUUUUAUGUUAGAAAAGUGGGAAACUGUGGCGUAGUCCCUAGGGUGGCCAACUAUCAACUGUAGACUAAUCCCCUGUGCUGCCGUGGGUUGGAUUCCCCAUCAUGACGCGUUAUGCACUGUUUCCAUCUCUAUCUGUAACCCUCUCUGCUUUCUCCGUCUUAAUAAAAGGGAAAACAUAUGUAUAUAAGGAGGGCACGCUGUUUGCUCUCCUUUUUUAAAUAAAAGAAAUGAAAAUGUAUGAGAGCAACGUUUUCUACAUUUAAGCACCUUUGGAGGAGGUUCAUCUUUCUCUGAUCAUUAUAGCGUAAUACUACUCAAGUUAUGACACUUCUCUUUAUUCAUAUUGCUAACUUGUUCUACAUUUGAAAAUUUGAAAAUGCUGUGCCUUUUCUAUGGAGGUGCACACUCUAAAACACUACUAUUACACAAUAAACAUGUUUCAGUUUCCUAGACAUAGCCAUAGAACUAACCAAAUUACAUUACCGCAAAUGCAUUUCUAGUGUCAUUUCACUGUAAUGGAGUGUGCUUUUGUAUGUAUUUCUACAAAUAAAUAAAUGUUUUAUCACACUAACAAA
This is a messenger RNA of Conger conger (European conger), 8774 nucleotides long. It is a transcript of the gene dspa, whose product is annotated as desmoplakin a. The record is from RefSeq and is a predicted model, not a curated record. The transcript has 24 exons. Gene Ontology annotation, molecular function: structural molecule activity. Lineage: Eukaryota; Metazoa; Chordata; Actinopteri; Anguilliformes; Congridae. The coding region runs from base 181 to 7848 and encodes 2555 amino acids. Gene Ontology annotation, biological process: wound healing; intermediate filament cytoskeleton organization; skin development. Gene Ontology annotation, cellular component: cytoplasm; cytoskeleton; intermediate filament.